AUGGGGGAGAUAGAGCAGAAGCCCACCCCGGGAUCCCGACUGGGGGCUCCUGAAAACUCGGGGGUCAGUACCCUGGAGCAAGGACAGAAGCCGCCCCCCACCCCGUCAGGGAAACUCAUGUCCAUCAAGAUCCAGAUGCUGGAUGACACCCAGGAGGCCUUCGAAGUGCCACAAAGGGCUCCGGGGAAAGUGCUGUUGGAUGCAGUCUGCAAUCACCUCAACCUCGUGGAAGGCGACUAUUUUGGCCUGGAGUUUCCUGAUCACAAGAAAAUCACGGUGUGGCUGGAUCUCCUAAAACCCAUUGUGAAGCAGAUCAGACGGCCAAAGCAUGUUGUUGUGAAGUUUGUGGUGAAGUUCUUUCCACCUGACCAUACACAGCUCCAGGAGGAACUCACCAGGUACCUGUUUGCGCUGCAGGUGAAGCAGGAUUUGGCCCAAGGCAGGUUGACGUGUAACGACACCAGCGCUGCUCUCUUGAUCUCACACAUUGUGCAGUCUGAGAUUGGGGAUUUCGAUGAAGCAUUGGACAGAGAGCACUUAGCAAAAAAUAAGUAUGUACCUCAACAAGAUGCACUAGAAGAUAAAAUUGUGGAGUUUCAUCAUAACCACAUCGGACAAACCCCAGCGGAAUCCGAUUUCCAGCUCCUGGAGAUCGCCCGGCGGCUGGAGAUGUAUGGAAUCCGGUUGCACCCGGCCAAGGACAGGGAAGGCACCAAAAUCAACUUGGCCGUGGCCAACACGGGAAUUCUAGUGUUUCAGGGCGUCACGAAGAUCAACGCUUUCAACUGGGCCAAGGUGCGCAAGCUGAGCUUCAAGAGGAAGCGCUUUCUCAUCAAGCUCCGCCCCGAUGCUAAUAGCUCAUACCAGGAUACCCUGGAGUUCCUCAUGGCCAGCCGCGAUUUCUGCAAGUCCUUCUGGAAGAUCUGCGUGGAGCAUCACGCCUUCUUCAGGCUCUUCGAGGAGCCCAAGCCCAGGCCCAAGCCCGUGCUCUUCAGUCGAGGCUCCUCCUUCCGCUUUAGUGGCCGGACACAGAAGCAAGUUCUUGACUACGUCAAAGAAGGAGGACACAAGAAAGUUCAGUUUGAGAGGAAACACAGCAAGAUUCAUUCCAUCAGGAGCCUUGCCACACAGCCUUCAGAAGUGGAUUCCGAGGUGCCAAAGCAGUCUCCUCAGAGCGCCAGCCUUAUGUUCGGAGAAGGGGCCGAAUCCCCUGGGGGCCAGAGCCGCCAGCAUGGAAAGGGACUGAAUGCCUCCACCACCGCCGCCACUGCCACCAGCGCCGCUGAGGACCUGGGGCCACAGUCGGGGUCACAGGCCAGCCCUGCUGUGCGGAAGAGCCCCGCGGGUAACAGGCAGGCGGACGGAGCCGGCCAGGCGCCGCCGGAGGAAGAGGAGGAGGUCGUUAAGGAUAGGACCCAGCAGAGUAAAGCCCAGCCCCCGCAGCCAAGCACAGGCUCCCUGACUGGCAGCCCUCACCUUUCAGAGCUGUCCAUCAACUCCCAGGGUGGAGCCGUCCCAGCCAACGUGACCUUGUCUCCCAACCUGAGCCCCGACACCAAGCAGGCGUCUCCCUUGAUCAGUCCGCUCCUGAAUGACCAGGCGUGUCCACGAACUGACGACGAAGAGGAAGGCCGGAGGAAGAGGUUGCCCACCGACAAGGCGUACUUUAUUGCCAAGGAAGUCUCCACCACCGAGCGGACGUACCUGAAGGACCUCGAAGUCAUCACCUCGUGGUUCCAGAGCACGGUGAGCAAAGAGGACUCCAUGCCCGAGACACUGAAAAGUCUCAUCUUCCCAAAUUUCGAGCCUUUGCACAAAUUCCAUACCAAUUUUCUCAAGGAGAUUGAGCAGCGCCUCGCCCUGUGGGAAGGCCGCUCCAACGCCCACAGCAAAGGAGAUUACCAAAGAAUUGGGGACGUGUUGCUGAAGAACAUCCAGGGCCUGAAGCACCUGGCCGCUCACCUGUGGCGCCACAGCGAGGCCUUGGAGGCACUGGAGAACGGGCUCAAGAGCUCGCGGCGGCUGGAGAACUUCUGCCGGGACUUCGAGCUGCAGAAGGUGUGCUACCUGCCACUCAACACCUUCCUCCUGCGGCCGCUGCACCGGCUCAUGCACUACAAGCAGGUGCUGGAGCGGCUGUGCAAGUACCACUCGCCCAACCACGUGGACUUCAGGGACUGCCGCGCCGCUCUGGCCGAGAUCACAGAAAUGGUGGCCCAGCUCCACGGUACGAUGAUCAAAAUGGAGAACUUCCAGAAGCUGCAUGAGCUCAAGAAAGACCUGAUCGGCAUCGACAAUCUCGUCGUCCCAGGCAGGGAGUUCAUCCGCCUGGGCAGCCUCAGCAAGCUGUCGGGGAAGGGGCUCCAGCAGCGCAUGUUUUUCCUGUUCAAUGACGUCUUACUGUACACCAGCCGGGGGCUGACGGCGUCCAAUCAGUUUAAAGUCCACGGGCAGCUCCCGCUCUAUGGCAUGACAAUCGAGGAAGGCGAGGACGAGUGGGGACUGCCCCACUGCUUGACACUCCGGGGCCAGCGGCAGUCCAUCAUUGUGGCUGCCAGCUCCCGUGCCGAGAUGGAGAAGUGGGUUGAGGACAUCCAGAUGGCCAUCGACCUGGCGGAGAAGAGCAGUGGCCCCAGCCCAGAGCUCUUGGCCAGCAGCCCCCCGGACAACAAGUCCCCCGACGAGGCCACCAUAGCCGACCAGGAGUCAGAGGAUGACCUCAGCGCCUCACGCACCUCCCUAGAGCGCCAGGCCCCACACCGUGGCAACACGAUGGUGCAUGUGUGCUGGCACCGCAACACCAGCGUCUCCAUGGUGGACUUCAGCAUCGCUGUGGAGAAUCAGCUGUCUGGGAACCUGCUGAGGAAGUUUAAGAACAGCAACGGGUGGCAGAAGCUGUGGGUGGUGUUCACCAAUUUCUGCCUGUUCUUCUACAAGUCACACCAGGACAGCCAUCCCCUUGCCAGUCUGCCCCUGCUCGGGUACUCACUCACCAUUCCCUCGGAGUCUGAGAACAUCCACAAGGACUACGUGUUCAAGCUGCACUUCAAGUCCCAUGUGUACUAUUUUAGGGCCGAGAGCGAAUAUACAUUUGAGAGGUGGAUGGAGGUGAUCCGAAGUGCCACCAGCUCAGCCUCCCGGGCCUCCAUCUCAAGUCACAAGGAUACCCACGCAUACUGAUGGCUUGCCCAGAAGGCACGCUCUCCUGUGUGACAAAGCCCACAAGAAGUGAAGAUGGUGUGACCCACCACUCUUGCCUGUCUCCCUUCGCAAAA
This is a messenger RNA of Ochotona curzoniae (black-lipped pika), 3275 nucleotides long. It is a transcript of the gene FARP1, whose product is annotated as FERM, ARH/RhoGEF and pleckstrin domain protein 1. The coding region runs from base 1 to 3180 and encodes 1059 amino acids. Gene Ontology annotation, molecular function: guanyl-nucleotide exchange factor activity; cytoskeletal protein binding. The record is from RefSeq and is a predicted model, not a curated record. The transcript is spliced from 26 exons. NCBI's taxonomy places the organism in Eukaryota, Metazoa, Chordata, Mammalia, Lagomorpha, Ochotonidae. Gene Ontology annotation, cellular component: cytoskeleton.